Molecule: messenger RNA, 984 nt
Organism: Didymosphaeria variabile
Lineage: Eukaryota; Fungi; Ascomycota; Dothideomycetes; Pleosporales; Didymosphaeriaceae
Exons: 3
Coding region: 1-984 (327 amino acids)
Molecular function (GO): arylformamidase activity
Source: RefSeq, a predicted model, not a curated record
AUGGCAGACUCGCAGUACAAGUUCCCUACCUUCGACGAGCUCCCGAAGGUAGAAGGCGAGCCUCAAGGGUGCAUAUGGGGUUUCUUCGACAAAGAUGGAAAGAAGGACGAGUGUGGAACUCUCAAUCUGCUCACACCAUCCGUCGUACAAGCCGCCUCGCGCGAGAUUCAAUCCGGCGAGCACAUCCAGCUCGACUGGCCGCUCCACAACGUCCAAUUCCCCGGCUUUAACCGCAAAGAGUUCAGCCAGAAGAAGAUCGAUCUGGACGCUUUGCUCGGUUUUAAAGCCAUGGACGAUGAACUGUAUAUUAAUACGCAAUCGGGCAGUCAGUGGGAUAGCUUGAAGCACUUUGCGCAUCAGAAGACGGGGAAAUAUUACAAUGGGCUGACGCACGAGCAAGCGGUGAAAUCAGACACGAAUGGCAUACACAACUGGUGCGAGAGAGGCGGCAUUGUUGGAAGGGGCGUGCUGGUAGAUUGGCUGGGGUGGUAUGAGGGGCACAAGGGAAUGGCGCCGAGUCCAGUCACGAGACAUGAGAUCCUGGUAGAUGAGCUCGACGCGGCUCUGAAGUGGCAGGGAACUACGACGCGGCCUGGAGAUAUCUUGCUGAUUAGGAGUGGCUAUGUGCGGUGGCAUAACGAUGCUUCUGAGGCUGAAAGAAAGAAGGGCACUCAGGAUAAUAGCAUUGCAAUUGGCUUGCAAGGAAGCGAAACGUCAGUGCGCUGGCUGUACGACCACCACUUUGCCGCGGUCGUGGGAGAUACCGUCGCUUUCGAAGCGUGGCCGCCGAAGAUCGCAGAAGGAUGGUGCCUGCAUGAGUGGCUUCUUGUUCAAUGGGGCUCUCCGAUUGGAGAAAUGUGGGAUCUAGAGAAGCUGGCCGCGGUGUGCAAGCAGAAGAAGCGGUAUACGUUCUUCCUGACCAGCGCGCCGCUACACGUCAAGGGAGGUAUCGGAAGUCCGCCGGGUGCAAUUGCUAUUUUCUAG